AUGGAAUUCUAUGUUUUUCUUCUUCUUCCUCUCCUAAUAAUAUGCAUUCAUGCCACUGCCAAAAAAUUGUUCAAAAACAAGAAUCUCCCACCAGGGCCAAUAGGCCUCCCAAUAAUUGGAAAUCUUCUCACAGUUGGGGACAGACCCCAUGAAUCCUUAGCCAAUUUAGCAAAAAUCUAUGGCCCUCUAAUGACAGUAAAACUUGGCUAUGUCAAUAUUGUAGUUGCUUCUUCAAGAGAAAUGGCUAAAGAAAUUCUUCAGAAGAAUGAUCAAAACUUCUUGGGAAGGCCUAUUCCAGAUUCUGUUACUGCAGAAAAGGGCUAUGAACUGUCGAUGGCGUGGCUGUCGGGUGGCCCGCAGUGGAAAAAACUUCGAAAAAUCUGCCAAAGUCAGAUUUUUACAAUACAAAGAUUGGAUGCAUUGCAAGAUUUGAGGCAUAUGAUGAUGAAAAACAUGGUUGCAAGAGUAGACGAAGCCCGGGAAACACAAGAAGCCAUUCAUGUAGGGAGGUUGGUGUUCGGGACGACGUUGAAUUUGUUGUCAAACACAAUGUUUUCUGAUGACAUGCUUGAUCCAAAAUCAGACGCAGUGAAAGAGUUAAAAGAGCUUAUAGCAAAAAUAAUGGAGCUUGCAGGGAAGCCUAAUAUUUCAGAUUAUUUUCCUAUUCUAAAACCAAAACUAGAAGUUCCUUAUUCCUCACAGAUCAAGGUGUCAUACGAUCGAUUGCAUGAUCUGAUCGAUGAGAUGAUUGAUCGACGGCUAAAACGUAGGGCUUCUGGAUCAAGGUGGAUUGGGGAUUUCUUGGAUGUUCUUCUUGAUCAUACUGGUGAAUAUGGGCCUGAUAAACUUGAUCAUCUUGAUGUCAAUCUUUUGCUUAUGGAUUUGUUCAUUGGAGGUACGGAUACGACGACCACCACCAUGGAGUGGGCUAUGGCGGAGCUCCUCCACAACCCACCCAUACUGGCAAAGGUAAAACAAGAACUAUCCGUAGAACUCAGUUCAAAAGAUGUUAAAGAACAAGAUCUUUCGCAGCUUCCCUAUUUAGAAGCAGUAAUAAAAGAAACAAUGAGGCUUCAUCCUACUGCGCCCCUCCUCCUGCCUCAUCGGGCCGAGACAGAUGUACAAAUCUGUGGAUACACCAUCCCAAAACACACCCAAAUUCUUGUGAAUACAUGGUCCAUUUCAAGGGACACAACUUACAGGGAUGAGCCAACAAAAUUUAAGCCAGAAAGAUUCUUGAAUUCAGAUAUUGAUUUCAGAGGCAAAGACUUUUCAUUUAUACCAUUUAGUGCUGGAAGACGAAUUUGCCCCGGACUGAAUCUUGGGGUGAGAAUGGUGAGCUUAAUAUUGGCUAAUCUUGUUCAUAAAUUUGAGUGGAAAUUGGCAAAUGGGGUGGAGCCAAAGGACAUGGACAUGAAGGACAAAUUUGGGAUAACACUUCAGAAAGCUGAACCACUUUUUGCAAUACCAGUAACAAUUGCAAGUUGA
Fraxinus pennsylvanica is the source of this 1488-nucleotide messenger RNA. NCBI's taxonomy places the organism in Eukaryota, Viridiplantae, Streptophyta, Magnoliopsida, Lamiales, Oleaceae. The record is from the annotation of a GenBank genome assembly.